AUGGCUCCCUCUUCUGUCUUUGAAGGCGACAGAAUAGUUCUGAAGUGCCAGUAUAAGUAUAAGUGGAAAAUAAUUACUGUGACUUAUUACAAGGAUAAAAAAGAGGUGUUUUUUUCAUAUGAAGUUUCAGACUUCAUCAUACAAAGUGCAGUUCUGAGGGACAGUGGCAAAUACCAGUGUGCUGUUAUGAUCAAAUCAUGGGGAACAAAAAAAGAAACUUCAAGAGCAGUAGACAUGGAAGUCCAAGAGCUAUUUCUGCCUCCUGUGCUGACAGCCAGACCCUCCUGGCCCACUGAGGGGAGCCCAGUCACCCUGACUUGUGAGACCCAGAUAUCUCGACAGAGAUCAGAUGUUCAGCUCCAAUUUUGCUUCUUCAGAGAUAGCAGGGUCCUGGGGUCAGGCUGGAGCAGCUCCCCAGAGCUCCAGAUCCCGACCAUGUGGAAUGAAGAUUCAGGGUCUUACCAGUGCCAGGUAGAGACAACAACUCACCGUGUCAGAAAAGGGAGUCUCCUGUCCCAGAUUCAAGUGCAGAGAGUCCCCAUCUCCAAUGUCAGCUUACAGACAGCGAACCCUGGGGGACAGGUGAUUGAAGGAGGGAGUCUCAUCCUGCGGUGCUCAGUGGCGGAGGGCACUGGAAACAUCACGUUUUCCUGGCACAGAGGGGCCACAGAUGUGGGAUCAAAGACACAGCAAUCCCUUUCAGCAGAGCUGGAGCUCCCUGCUGUGAAGGAGCUCGAUGCUGGUGAUUACUUCUGCAGGGCUGACAAUGGCCAUGAGCCCAAACAGAGCAAGUUGGUGAAUGUACCCAUAAAAGUUCCAGUGUCCCGCCCUGUGCUCAUCCUCGGAGCUCCCCCCAAGGCCGUGGUGGGGGACGUGCUGGAGCUUCACUGUGAGGCCCAGAGGGGGUCUCCCCCCAUCCGGUACCGGUUUUAUCAUGAGGACGUCAUCCUGGGAAACAGCUCAGCCCCCGCUGGAGGAGGAGUGUCCUUCAACCUCUCCCUGACCGCAGAACAUUCCGGAAACUACACUUGUGAGGCCGACAAUGGCCUGGGGGUCCAGCGCAGUGAGCCCGUGGCACACCUCAUUUCAGGGACUGAUGCCUAUGGAGGAGACCCCAUCAUCGCCAGAGUUCUUGGAACUCUGUCUGGCAUCCUUGGUUUCAUUGCUGUUACUCUGCUGUUUUAUUGUCAUCCUAAGAUAGCAGUGGACCCUGUAGGCAUGGAUGUGGUUUAUUCCCAGGUCUUAAGCAUCCAAAAUCCAGAAGGGUCAGACCUCAUGGGUCAUCACCCUCAUUUCAACCUUCCUGGUUGGGAAAGAAGUCCUCCUUUUGGCAAGAAAGACUCUCCCUUCCCUGGGGCAGGCCAGGUCCCCAUGCUUCUUUGGCUGCUGCUGAUCCUGGGUGAGUCCAGGGGUUGGGCUGGACAGGUUCCAAAGGCCUUUCUUCAUCUCGACCCUCCAUGGUCCACUGCCUUCAAAGGAGAGACAAUGACCCUCAGAUGCGAGAACCCUCAUUCUUCAGCCCAAGAAGUCAUAUCUUGGUAUUCUGGCAAUAAGUUGUUGGAAAUUAAAUCCAAAGAAAUCAGAAUAAGACAUUCUGGAAUUUACAAAUGCAAGACCCAGGGGUCUUUACCCAGUGACCCUGUGGUUAUCGAGUUCUCAUCUGCCUCGCUGAUCCUGCAGGCUCCAUACCGUGUCUUUGAAGGAGAGGAUCUAGUGCUGAAUUGCCGGAUGAGGGAAGAUAGUACUGAUGAAAAAAUAUACUACAAAGAUGGAGAAAGACUUGGCACUUCUAACUCGGAGUUCAAAUUGAAAUCAGUGUCUACAGGCAACAGCAAGUACCACUGUGGAGUACCAUGUAACGUUCUUAAAAUAUUUGAAAAAAUGUCAAACCCUCUGCAGGUCACAGUUCAAGAGCUGUUCCCACCUCCUGUGAUAAUAGCCAGCCCUUCCCUACCCAUAGAGGGAAGCUCACUCACCCUGAAAUGCCAAACUCAGCUGCCUCCACAGAAGUCACACAUUCAGCUUCAAUUCAGUUUCUUCAAAGAAAAUCAGGCCCUAGGGUCAGGCUGGAGCAGUUCCCCGGAGCUCCAGAUCCCCACCGUGUGGAGUGAAGACUCUGGCUUGUACUGGUGCCAGGCACAGGCCACAACUCACAGAAUCCUCAAGAAAAGCCAAAAAGCCUGGAUUCAAGUGAAGAGAGUUCCUGUGUCUGAUGUGAGUCUAAUGGUCCAGCCUCCCAAGGGGCAGCUGAUCGAAGGAGACAAUCUGAUCCUUAUCUGCUCAGUGGCUAAAGGUACAGGGACCAUCACAUUCUCCUGGCACAAAGAGGGCACAUCAAGUUUGGGGAGAAAGACUCAGCGUUCCCUGUCAGCCAAGCUGCAGAUUCCCUCUGUGACAGAGCAUCAUACGGGGCGGUACUACUGUUCAGCUGACAACAUUCAUGGCCCUGUACUCAGCAAAUGGAUUACAGUCACACCCAAAAUUCCAGUGUCCCGCCCUGUUCUCACACUCAGGACUCCCCGGGCCCAAGCCAAGGUAGGGGACGUGGUGGAGCUUCACUGCAAGGCCCAGAGGGGGUCUCCCCCCAUCUUGUACCGGUUUUAUCAUGAGGACGUCAUCCUGGGAAACAGCUCAGCCCCCGCUGGAGGAGGAGUGUCUUUCAACCUUUCUCUGACAGAAGAACAUUCUGGAAACUACUCCUGUGUGGGUGACAAUGGCCUGAGAGCCCAGCGCAGUGACACUGUGACUGUCAACAUCCUAGUUCCAGUGUCCCACCCUGUGCUCACCCUCUGGGCUGUGGAGGGGGAUGUGGUGGUGCUUCACUGUGAGGCCCAGAGGGGGUCUCCCCCCAUCCUGUACCGGUUUUAUCAUGGGGACAUCACCUUGGGAAAGAGCUCAGCACCCACGGGAGAAGGAGGGUCUUUCAACCUCUCGCUAACCACAGAACCUUCUGGAAACUACUCCUGUGAGGCUGACAAUGGCCUGGGGGCCCAGCGCAGUGAGACGGUGAACCUCCAGUUCCCAGUGUCUUCUAGGAGCAAAAUCAGCUAUGUCACAGUGGGGGUCGCGGGAGGCCUGCUGAGCGCCCUGGGCAUCGCAGUUUCUGCUGUUCUGGUGGGUCGCUUCAGGACCUGGAAACGGUCAGUUCUCUUUCAACUGAUGCUGGAUGAUUAUUCUGUCAAAAAGGCCAGUAUCUUGCUUUUCAGCAGCAUCCUGCGUUGUGCUGACUGCCUCACCAUCCUGUUUCUGUAUCAGUGUGGUGUUGCUGAUGCAACAGAUAGGCCCCUAGCUUUUUAA
This is a messenger RNA of Condylura cristata (star-nosed mole), 3297 nucleotides long. RefSeq names its product Fc receptor-like protein 3. Gene Ontology annotation, biological process: cell surface receptor signaling pathway. Gene Ontology annotation, molecular function: transmembrane signaling receptor activity. NCBI's taxonomy places the organism in Eukaryota, Metazoa, Chordata, Mammalia, Eulipotyphla, Talpidae. The coding region runs from base 1 to 3297 and encodes 1098 amino acids. The record is from RefSeq and is a predicted model, not a curated record. The transcript is spliced from 15 exons.